Asparagus officinalis (garden asparagus) is the source of this 2779-nucleotide messenger RNA. RefSeq names its product pentatricopeptide repeat-containing protein At1g13040, mitochondrial. NCBI's taxonomy places the organism in Eukaryota, Viridiplantae, Streptophyta, Magnoliopsida, Asparagales, Asparagaceae. Bases 228 to 2207 code for a protein of 659 amino acids. The record is from RefSeq and is a predicted model, not a curated record. The transcript has 4 exons. Gene Ontology annotation, molecular function: protein binding.
GGUCCGAAAUCAUAAGACCCAAAUCGAAACUUUUCUCCCUCUAACCCAGUUUCCUCUUUAAAACCUGAACCCUCACUCUUCGAGCUCCAUCGCUCCAAAGGCGCCUCCUUUCCUCUCCUAGCUAAAAUCUCAGCAACCCCGAGCACAUGGGUUUUCUUCUCAAAGCUCCACCCACCAACUGUUCGAUGUAAUUCCCCUGAGAAAAACUCUCAUGCUGUGGCCGCCAGAUGAUUUGCGCUUCUCACAAAAUUUGUGGGCAUUCUCGAUUUUUGAUGGUAAAGUCACUCGCACUCUCCUUUUCUUGCUUCUCCUCCAAAACCCAGAUCACAAAUUCAUCAGAAUCUCGCGAAGUCUCCAACUUGUUCAAGUUGCCGUCUCCUUCGUUCGCUGUAUCAUCUCGCAGGCUUAAGAGAGUUUUGAGAUCCAAUAAGUGGUCAGAGUCAGUAGAGAUGGAGCUGGGUAAGCUUAAUGUACAAUUGAAUAAUUAUGUGGUUAAUCAGGUGUUGAAGAGCUUGUCGGAUUCAGAAAUGGCCUUCCGCUUUUAUCUCUGGGUCGAAUCCCGCCCGGGCUUUAAGCAUGACCACUUCACCACUAAGUCUAUCAUCGUUUUGUUGCUGAAAGAUCAGAACUUUAAUCUUUUAUCCCAAGUUUUGAGUAGAAUAAGAGAGAAUGGGUUUUCGAUGCACCGUUCUUUGUAUAGGAUUCUUGUAUCUGGUUAUGUCAAAACCGGCAUGUUUGAUCAUGCGAUAGUUACUUUUGAUGAGAUGGUUGAGUCAGGUUGUCGAGUAUUUAGUGUAGAUUACAAUAAAUUCAUUGGUGUAUUAGUUCACAAUUGUUGUUUUGAUUUGGCGGAGAAGUAUUACGAUAUGAUGAUCCCGCAAGGGUACUCAUUGAGCUGGUUUACUUACUCAAGAUUCAUUUGUGGAUUAUGUAAAGUAGGGAAUAUUACGUUAGUUGAGAAGCUGUUAGAUGAUAUGAACGAAACAGGGUGUGUUCCGGAUAUUUGGGCAUAUAAUACAUAUUUAGAUUCUUUGUGCAAAGAGAAGAGAUUAGAUUCUGCUAUUGGAGUUUUGAACACUAUGAAGAAGAAAGGAAGAGAGCCUGAUGUUGUUACAUACACGACAAUCUUCAAUGGUUUGUGUAAUGUUAGAAGAUUCUCAGAUGCGGUUGAGCUUUGGGAUGAAAUGGUGAAGAAGGGAUUUAGACCUGAUGUUGUUGCUUGUCAAGCAUUGAUCUUUGGUUUGUGUAACAAUGGAAAGGUCGAGAUAGCUUUUGAGAUAAUGAUGGGAAUGAUCAAGGAUGAAAUUAAGUUGACUGUUUCAAUUUACAAUGCUGUAAUAAGCGGCUUCUACAGAGUUGGCAGCUUUGACAAAGCCCAAAAAAUUGAUUCUUUCAUGCGAAGGAAUGGGUGUAAGCCUGAUGUUGUUACGUAUAACAUCCACUUGAAUUAUUAUUGUAAUAAUGUUAUGUUGGAUGAAGCUCAUAAUUUGAUGGAUAUAAUGGAGAUGGAGGGCAUAAAUCCUGACAAGUACAGUUAUAAUCAGCUUCUGAAAGGCCUUUGCAAGGCCAAUCGGCUAAGAGAGGCCUAUGCUUUGAUUGCUACUGAGAUGGAGGGCAAAGGAUUUUGUGAUGUCGUUUCUUGCAACAUUCUAAUUGAGGCUCUCUGUAUGGCAAGGAAUGUGCAAACUGCAUAUAAGUUAUUCGAAGAGAUGGGUCGUAAAGGAAUAGAUCCAGAUACUGUGACAUAUGGCACUCUCAUCAAAGGGUUCUUCAUAAAGGGACAUCAUAAAAAAGCUAAGGAACUUUUUGAUCAUAUGGUUAAUGCUGGGGUAGCCCCCAAUGUUAAUGCAUACACUACUAUGGUACAUUACUUAUGCAAGUCUGGCCGUGUAGACUUCGCUUGUAAAUUAUUCCAUGAUAUGAUUGAAAAGGGUAUCUCUCCUGAUGUAGUUUCCUACAGCGCUCUUAUAAAUGGGCUUUGCAAAGCUUCUAGAGUGACAGAAGCUAUGGAUCUGUAUGAGGAUAUGAGCAACAGGGGCUUGUCUCCAGAUAACUUGACAUAUACAUUAUUAAUUGGAGGACUUCUACAAGAGAAGAAGGCGGUGUUGGCCUGUAGGAUCUGGGACCAUAUGAUGGAGAAUGGCUUUACUCUGGACAAGAUGAUAUCAGAAAGACUGAUUAAUGCAAUGAAGUUGAGGACUUCAUAAGUAUGAAACUUAGAGAAGCCUUGAGGAAAUCAGACAGUCAAUUGCAUGUGUGUCUGAUCUCCUCUCACCUUGCAGAAUCUGCGAGAAUAAAAUUGAAAAAGACGUGGUCAGCAAUGCACCAACUUUGAGAAGAUGCGGCAUCUUCUGUAUGUGCUUUCUUGGUACAAGAGAAGGCUCAUGAGGAAGGAGGUGAAGGAGAUACCGACAUAUUUUUUUAUGGAUACUGCAAGGGGAUUACCCACUCUGCAAGUGCACAAAAGCAAGCAACAGGCGCAAGCAUUGAAAUGUUGUGGAUAAUGAACAUCAUUGCAGUAUUGUCCAGGCCCUAACGAGAUCGCGGUUUUACUGGUGCUAAUCUUUUGAAAUCUUAACUGCAUGAAGAUUGAAUUUACAUUAUUUGCCUUGUCAAUGCCAAACAAAUAAAUUAAUAAAUGCGUGAGGAAAGAAAUAAAACGACAUAUAAAUUACAGUGAGACUAUGACGGAAAGAUUGCUUUUACACAUUGGAAAUUAACGUUGCAAUACUGUAUUGAUGUAAUUGUUGGAUUUAAUCUAAUAAAUCUAUUUGUGGGC